Molecule: messenger RNA, 1873 nt
Organism: Funneliformis geosporum
Lineage: Eukaryota; Fungi; Glomeromycota; Glomeromycetes; Glomerales; Glomeraceae
Source: the annotation of a GenBank genome assembly
UAACUACCAUAUGCCCGUUAAUUUCGAUAAAAUGUUUAAAGGAUGGGAAAAUGAUUUGGUCCCCGAAGAUUUCUCCCUUCUCUCCAUUUUAAAAUUCCGCAAGACAAAAGAUGAUUUCUCGUUCAAUAAGAAGGUCGAGCAUACUCUUAUAUCGAAGUUCGUUUCAUACGUUGCAGAAAAUGCAGAUGAAAAUUGGAGAAAGGUGGCCUCCAUCCUUAAGAAAGAGCUAAGCGUGAGUAUAUUUAAGAUCGUUAUUGACACAAAGUGGUUAGCUAUGGAGACUAGUUAUGAAACUUCCUCCGUUUCUGAAUGUCCUUUAAUUGUAUUGAAACGAGUUUUAGAAGUCGAGAAAGACGAACAGUUAAUGAGGAGGAAAAUGGAUCGAGCCGAGAUACAAUUUGGUUUGGAUCAAACUUUAGCCGGAAAUGAGGCUCAGGUUAUAUUGAACCAGACAAAGUUGGAUAUUUUAUCGGAUAGGAAGAAUGUCAAGAGAAAAGCUACUACAGACAAGAACGAUACACCCACAGAAAAGGAUGAGAUCGAUAGUUUUUUUCAAAGCCCCACUGAACAAAAUCGAACAAAUGCGAUUAUGAAACGUCCGAAAUUGGAUGAAAAGAACAUUCUCAACGAGGAAGGCGAGCCUAUUAGUGAUUUACACUCACAAAAAGUUUUAAAUGAAGGAGAGGAAGGAGUCGAAUUGGAAACACAUGAAAAGACGAAAAAAGUUACAACGAGAGUUGCUUCAAAAACAAAUACUCGGAAAUCAAAAAAAAAUGCUUCAGAGAUAAGUACUCGGAAUAAUAAUAAUGAAAAGUCUUCUGAGCAGUCGUCCUCUUCUGACUUAGGGCCCGAGGAUGACGAAGAAAUAAAGCUUGAUUUUACAAGCAUUGAAAAAGAAUUGUUACAAGAACAAUCAAAUGAGUGGGAAGUCGAUACCAUAAAUGUAUCGCAAAGAUUUAGAAAAUAUCAAAUAGAAGUACUCGAGAAAGCGAAGACUGAUGGACUAAAAUGGUGUGAUUUCCAUGAAGUGUUGGCAUUGUCUUCCGUAAUUGUCUUAAAUUCGCCUUGCCCCUACCCUAAUCAUAUUUUCACCACUCGGGAAUGGCGGACGAUUACACUUGAGAAUCCCUAUGUUAUAACUGAACCGGUACUGCCACCGGAUGUAUGUUUCUCUUUACGGAAUUCUUUGGCCGAAUUCAUGGAAGGCAAGGCCCCUUUUUUAUCCUUGGGAGAUUCUGAAAUCGGGCGGGUGGUCUCACGAAUAUUUAAUGACAUGUGUAGCAGUGUUCCUAAAGUUGCUCCAACAAAAACUUCAGAGGACGAGCACUGCUUCAAAUUACUACAUCCCAUUAUCCGUCCAUUGUUUUUCACUGACUCAUGCGAAGAAUACGUUAUUCGACUUAAUCGUUCUACUAGUGGUACGGCGACAAGACCCGACUUUUCGUGUCUUGUUAAUGAUAUUCCGAUAUUGAAUUCGGAAAUAAAGCCAUCCGGCUUCACGUCUCUACAAGGCCAAAAGGACAAGUUAAAAGUACAGUUGCGAGCGCGAAAGUCAAUCAAUCAAUUAAUAAGAGCAAAGGGUGGACCAGAGGAAGUGGUCUUACUAACAAAUCAGGAGUCUCAUAUAAUGGAUCUAAGGUAUGAUGGACUCUACCGCUCUUGGCCGUUUUUAACUACACGAUUAAUCAAGGAUAAAACAACCAUUCCCUUAAUGGAGUCGAAUAUCCGUCAUCUUAAAGCGUUAGAGGAACGCGUCAGCAAAAUUGCUGAGGAUUACAAUUCCCGAGGUUGCCAAAGUGAAACAACUCCACUACAAAUACGAUAUAUGAGAGACUUACCAAAUAGUCCUCAAAUAAAAAAGAUACUUAAAUAG